Ailuropoda melanoleuca (giant panda) is the source of this 982-nucleotide messenger RNA. RefSeq names its product atherin-like. Bases 1 to 804 code for a protein of 267 amino acids. The transcript is spliced from 2 exons. The record is from RefSeq and is a predicted model, not a curated record. Lineage: Eukaryota; Metazoa; Chordata; Mammalia; Carnivora; Ursidae.
AUGGGGGCGCGGGGAAGGGUGAGGGAAGAGACGGGGAGGGGAGGACGAAGGGGGAGAGGAGGAGGAGGGGGGAAGGGAAGAGGAGGAGGAGGAGGAAGGAAGCUGAAUAAGCUAGGCCUUUACCCCAGGGCUCGAGUGAGUCGCUUUCGCCUGCCGCCUGGGGGACAUCACCGGGGAGACCGAGCUGCUCCUCACGGCAGGGAGGCUUCACCGCGGGAGAGGCAUGGCGGCGCCCCUCAGCCCCCCGCCGCCGCCGCCGCCUCCUCCCGUCAGCGGCCGGGGCUGGGGGGGAUGAGGAGGGGACGUCUGAAGACGAGGUGGGGGGGCAAGCCUCCCCCAAAUUCAAGAACGGCUGCUCAGGGACUCCGCGGCCUGGCCUUCCUUUCUUGCCCCCCGGGGCUUUCUACUCCGGGGGCCCGCGCUGCUGCAGCCCCAGGCUCGGCUCCACGCCACUCCCCACGCCGCCGCCGCCACCGCUCGCUCCCGGCCCCGCCGCCACCGCGGCCGCCGCUGCCCUGCCAGCCCGGGAGGCAGCCUAGUGCGCGCAGCCGCACUGCGGCCCGGCGCAGAAGGCAAAACACCUACCGCUCCGCCGGGGGAGGGGGGGGCGUGGACCGGCGUGUGCGGGUUACGGGCGCGGGCGCGGGGGACCGGGAGGGGGGCGCACGGGUGCGCAGGGCGGGCGCGGGCCAGCUCGGCCCGGAACGUGCGCCGCCGGGGCGGGAGGAGGGGACUGGCCAAGCUGGUGGAGGAGAGCAGGAAAACGUGGGGGAGGUGCUGGCGAGAGAAAGAGAACUUGCGUGAGGAGAAGGAGGAGGAGAAACCAAAUAUAAUAUUUGGCGUGGAAAUGGGAUUUUGGGGUUUUUUUCUGGCAUCUUCAAAUCAGGAAAAGUGCAAUUAAUCAACGUCCCCCCCCCCUCGACAAGUGAGGAUUGCUUUCUCCCUGGGUGAAGAGAAUUGAAACAGGGAGGACAGCAGAAAU